UGCAUCGGUGGCCGGUCUCUCGCUCCUCUCCCAGGUGGAGGCCUGUUUGGGCUGGCGUGCAGGAACAGCCGUCUCAGACGCACGUCCGUGGUCUUCCUGGGCAUGGUGGUGCACUUCGUCGCCUUCUACCUCAUCUUCCUCAACAUCCCGGACGACGCCCCUCUGGUUACGAGCAGCGUCACGCAGCACGAGCCGUACCUGCUGCCCAGCAUAUCCAUUGCCUUGCUGUGCAGUUUCUUGCUGGGGCUGGGGGACAGCUGCUUUAACACCCAGCUCUACAGCAUCCUGGGCUGUGUGUACGGAGAGGAAAGUGCACCUGCCUUCACCAUCUUCAAAUUCAUCCAGUCCAUAUGUGCAGCCCUGGCCUUCUUCUACAGUGGAUACCUGCUCCUCUCAUGGCAGCUGCUGCUCAUGGUGCUGCUAGGAUUUGUGGGAACUCUCUGCUUCUUCCUGGUGGAGAAGAUUCAGAACCUGACCGAAGCCUUGGAACAACCGUAACCGUCCCGGACAUCUCAUCCCAUCCGUUCACUUUCCGUUAUACGGGGCCAAAAUUUGGUAUCGUCUCAAAAGAAGGAUAUGCACUAUUUUAUAUCAGCUUUAAAUGAAGUAACUCAGUGCAAUACACAAAUAAUAUUAUUAUACGAGUUAUUUAUGUGUUAAGCAAACGGUCACUUGAGAAAGACUGUACAUUUCAGUUUAAUCUUUGUACAUUUCAGUUUAAUCUUUGUUAGGCUCAUCAUGCUGGCCUUCCUUGUACAUUUUUCUCAGGGCUGUAUAAGAAUCAUGACCUUUCUGCACCAGAGACAGCUUUAUGCUCUAAUAGUACUUUAACGUCAGAUAUUAUUGGGACAAUCACAUAAUAAAAAUUAUACUGUGUGCAGGAAGAUAUUUUUUACUUUAAUGGAUUUUGACAGUUAUGGUAAUUUAUGAUUGUACUUAGCAGGUAAGUUAUGGAUAUGUCCAGCUAUGAAAGAUGAAAGUCAGUUUGGCACCAAAGACACCUGACAGUAAUGGAGGCAAAUUCACUAUGAAUUCACUGUUAAAUUCCUUUUAAUUACUCCAGGAAAAUACAUUCUGAGGUUCUGCCGAUUUUUACCAGUGCAAUUGCUAUAUACAAGACUUCAUAACUUCACAAUGAUAACUUUACUACAUAAUAAUACAUUUCACUACAACAAUCAGUACCAUUUCAAAAAAAAAAAAAA
Messenger RNA from Anguilla anguilla (European eel), 1202 nucleotides. Its product is annotated as UNC93-like protein MFSD11. The annotation marks the transcript as partial. The record is from RefSeq and is a predicted model, not a curated record. NCBI's taxonomy places the organism in Eukaryota, Metazoa, Chordata, Actinopteri, Anguilliformes, Anguillidae. The transcript is spliced from 3 exons.